Molecule: messenger RNA, 1478 nt
Organism: Saccostrea cuccullata (small rock oyster)
Lineage: Eukaryota; Metazoa; Mollusca; Bivalvia; Ostreida; Ostreidae
Product: E3 ubiquitin ligase Rnf121-like
Exons: 8
Coding region: 16-1005 (329 amino acids)
Cellular component (GO): endoplasmic reticulum membrane; Golgi membrane
Molecular function (GO): ubiquitin protein ligase activity; metal ion binding
Source: RefSeq, a predicted model, not a curated record
AUAAGAAUUGAUGUAAUGGGUGUGUCCCAGAAAUUUCCCAGGUAUCCAAAAGCACAUUUUCAACUGGUUCAUCUGGAGUCAGACGAAGAACUUGCCAAAUUACCAGAAAAAGAAAGAUGGAGGAUCGAGCAUCAGAGGUUACACGAGAAACACCGAGGUCACGAGGCCAUGCACCUAGAGAUGGUGCUGAUUCUGAUUGCCACACUAGUGGUAGCACAGAUUGUUCUGGUCCAAUGGAAACAGAGGCAUUUCAAAUCAUACCAAAGAGCCACCUUGUUAGGGAUGUGGUUGUUUCCAGUGGGGUUCUGUCUCAAGUUUGGAUGGCAUCGUUUUAUUUUUGUGUGGAGUAUAUUUUCAAUCAUCACAGGAUUUAUUACAUUUAAAGCCACCAGAAAACCUAUCUCAGGGAGUACACCAAGGUUGGUGUACAAGUGGUUCCUGAUAAUAUACAAAGUCAGCUAUUUCUUAGGCAUUGUGGGCUAUAUGUCAGUGAUGUUCACAUUAUUAGGACUAAAUCUUAUUUUAUUAAUCAAACCACAAGUCUCUAUGGACUUUGGACUUUUACUUCUUUUCUAUGGACUCUACUUUGGAGUAGUAGCCAGAGAUUUUGCUGAAGUGUGUUCAGACACCAUGGCAACACACAUUGGGUAUUAUACACCCACAGGGCUUCCUGGUAAGAGACUGGACCCCAAUGUGUGUGGAAUCUGUGGGAACCCUAUUUUAGUCAUGAACAAUGAUGAUGCAAUAAUUGAAGCUACCUGUAAAUUAGGCUGUGAUCAUAUAUUCCACGAGUUCUGUAUACGAGGCUGGUGUAUAGUGGGGAAGAAGCAGACUUGUCCGUACUGUAAAGAGAAAGUGGAUCUCAAAAGAAUGUUUCCUAGUCCCUGGGACAGACCAGAUAUUCUAUACGGAAAUCUUCUGGACUGGAUCCGAUACCUUGUUGCCUGGCAGCCAAUUAUCAUUUUACUGGUUCAGGGUAUCAACUGGUCCCUGGGACUAGAGUAAACCCCUCAGAUCAAAGCCUAGAUACAAACUUACAUUGCUAGUGACUAAUUUAUUAAUUUUGCUACAAAGCAGCAGAUGUGUUCAUUAGAAUGAUUAUCCAAGUAUACAUGUGUUUAUGAUUUUAUGCCCCCAUCCUUAUUGUUUUUGGGAUCAAAUAGUUUGUUUGUUUCAGUGGAUGCAUAGAUGUGCAGAAGUUUAUUUUUAUGUUAACCACAUUUUGUAAUGCGGAUUCCGUCUUGAGUUUUAAAAAAAAUGUUACAUGUUUCCAUUUUGAAAAUUAAGUUGAAUGAGAAUCGGUGUCAUCUCCCCUUUGUUAAAAGACUAACAACCAUAAUAUGAUGCAAAUUUAAAGUUGCUCUCAAUAAUUCUUCUUUUUUUUUAAAUAAUGAUGAGCAGAUUUAAAAUAGAUUUGAUGUGAUUUAGCAUAAUGAUUGAUAAGGUUGUUUAUUGUAUUAAAAUAAAAAAAAUUGGAU